AGCCGAAGGCUGUGCCGGCAGCCUUGCUCCACCCCCCGCCCCUGCGCGGAAACUUGGGAGAUUACCUAGUGGACAGUGAUGGACCGGCCCAGGAGGGGUCACAGAGGGGAAGAGGUGUAAGGGUCCAGUCCCAGGGUCCAGGGGAACUGAGAAGCCGCCAGGGGUCUGCUUCCUCGCCUACCUCUGUUUCCCAUGAUGUCGUUCUGCCCUUUUUGGGGUGUGCUGGCCACCUCCUGCCCAUUCGGUCUGAGCACCACGGCGUUGUCAAUGGAAUCAAUCAGACUGGUGGUCUGUGGGAUGGCCGAGUGAUCCAGGUGUCUUUGAACUAUAUUAUGAGAAGGGGCAGGAUGUUCCCUGGGGACCCAAACCCAGGGGAGCAGAAUGUGGAGGAGCAGUUUCUCUAUGAGUUCAUUUUCAAGUUCUUCAAAGAAAAUAAGGUGGAGAUUGCAAGUGCAAUAACAAAGCCAUUUCCCCUUUUCAUGGGUCUACGGGACCGAGGCUUUCUCCCUGAACAAAUGUUUGAACAUUUUCAAGAAGCUUGUAGAAAUCUGGUCCCCGUGGAGGCCGUGGCGUAUAACGUUCUCAGUGAACUGGAGAAGAGAUUUGACAAGACAGUUCUGGAGGUAUUGUUCAGCAAGGUUAACCUGGAGGCCUAUCCUGCUUUACUUGAGGUUUUCAGCAGCUUCCAAAAUGUGAUUCUCGAGUACUUCAAUUACCAAGCUAUUGAUGAGGAAGACACAAAGGAGAUGCUCAACUCCCAACACAUCUGUGGACAAGGUGCCACCCUACUUGGAGCUGGAAUUCAACAGUAUCUUACUAAUGGACAGCAGAUGAGUACAAAGAAAGAAGAACCAUCUUUUGACCCAAAUAUUUCAAUACAAACCCAGAAAAUGACAAAUGAAUCUGCCCAAGAAUCUCAACAAGCAGUGUAUUGUGAAUACUUACCUGUCCACAUGAAUAAUGUAAGAGGAACAGAAGAUAGACCCAGCUUAUUGCCACACGAUGGACAGGCCAUAAAUUCAGAUGUCCAUGGGAUUUCACUUUUUUCUGAAGAGAACAGCAAGGCCUGCUGUAUGACUUGUGAUGGAGAAGAGCCUCAGGAAGCCUUGAGCUCCCCACCGACAUAUGAGCCAGUUUCCUGUGAGCAGGAAGACCUCCAAAGAACUAGUAGUGGUGAUUCUGAAGAGAUAACCAAACUGCUACCAGCUGAUGAGGGAGGUAAUCACGAUUUAAAUGACGAAGACCUCCAAAGGACUAGUGGUGGUGAUUCCGAAGAGAUACCCAAACUGCUACCAGUUGAUGAGGGAGGUAAUCACGAUUUAAAUGACGAAGACCUCCAAAGGACUAGUGGUGGUGAUUCCGAAGAGAUACCCAAACUGCUACCAGUUGAUAGGGGAGAUCUACAAAUGGAUGGAACAGGAGAAUCAGAAGAAAUGCCCAACUUACUGCCUUAUGAUGAAGAAGUGACCUGUGAUCUUGAAGUUUCAGAAAUUACUAACCUAGAAGCAGACAAGGUGCCCAGCUUGCUACCUGCUGAGGGAGAAGAGGAGAGCAAUGUCUAUUGGGAUCUCAGUGAUGGGGAAGAGCUCCAGGAAACCUUGAGCUCCCCACCAAGAGAAGAGCCAGUGUCCUAUGAACCUGAAGCUCCCCAAAUGGCCAAAGAGAAACCAGAAGAGGUGUCCAGCCAUCUACUAUGUAAUGAAGAAGUAGCUGGUGAACUAGAAGCUCCCCAAGUGGGUGGCGAAAGAGAAUCUGAAGAGCUUACCUGUAGCCUACUACCCUGUGAUGAACAAGGAGCAGAGCUACCAGCAUGUGGACAUGAGAAGUGUUCCUGCAUUAUGUACUUCUCAGAAGAUGUGUCAGGAAGUCCAGAAGCAAGGUCUGACAGCAGCCAAGCACAUGACACAGAAGAUACUGUGGAUCUUGGAAACAAUCCUACUUUGGGAACACUCAAGAGGAAAAGAAGAAAAAAGAAAGGGCAUGCCUGGACAAGAUAUAGAAGGAAGCGGCAGAGAAACAUCCAUCAAAGAGAAUCAGAACUACCAGCAGAUGGAAAUGAGAAGUGUUCCUGCGUUAUGUGUUUUUCAAAAGAUGUUCCAGGAGAUCUAGAUCCAAGCAGUGGGAGUCAAGAUCCUGUGGAUCUUGCAAACAGCUCUACUUCAAGAACACUCAAGACAAAAGGAGGAAAAAAGAAAGGGAAUGCCUGGACAAGAUAUAGAAGAAAGCAGCAGGGAAACAUACAUCAAAGAGGGUCAAGAAAGCACAGAGAUAACACUGUGGAUUUUCGCUCUCAAAUACUUCCUGUGACCUGUAGACAGGCAAAAGGGAUGUUGCAUAAGAAGAAAUUGAAACAAGGAGUCAUGAGGAAGUGCAUACAGAGUGAGGAUGGCAAUUGGUUCACCCCCAGAGAGUUUGAAAUCAAAGGAGGCCGUGCAAGAUGGAAGGACUGGAAGAGGAGUUUGUACUGUGGAGGGAGAGCCCUAGAAUGGCUAAUGGAGAAAGGAUUUCUAUGGAAUCCUCCAAGAACAUAUGGAGGGAGAAAAAAGCAGGAAGUAUCAGAGUCUUACAGCAGUAUCUUAGAUGACCUGUGUCUGAAAAACUCAGACGUAUGUGAGAUCUGCCUCGAUGGAGGAACGCUCUUUUGCUGUGAUACUUGUUCCAGAUCCUUUCAUGGGUACUGUCACCUUCCACCUGUGGAGACUGAGAGGAGCCCGUGGAGUUGCAUCUUCUGCAGGAUGAAGGAGUCUUCAGGAAGUCAGCAGUGCGUCAGGGAAUCUGAGGUCCUGGCAAGGCCAAUGGGGCCUGAGGAGCAGCUGAAAUGUGAGUUCCUGCUGUUGAAAGUAUAUUGCCACUCAGAGAGCUCAUUUUUUGCGAAGAUCCCAUAUUAUUACUAUAUUAAAGAAGUUUCUCAAAACCUCAAGGAACCUAUGUGGUUGGACAAAAUCAAGAAGAGGCUAAGUAAGAAGUGUUACUCCAAAGUGGAGGGGUUUGUGCAGGACAUGCGCCUCAUCUUUCAGAACCACAGGGCAUCAUACAAGUACAAUGACUUUGGCCUAAUGGGCCUUAGACUGGAGGCGGAAUUUGAGAAGAUUUUCAAGGAAGUGUUUGCUAUUCAGGAAACAAAUGAGAGCAGUUCGGCGCUAUAGUGGAUGCUGCUGGUAGUUCGGAAAAUCCUCUUUGGGGGCCCACUUCUCAUUUCAUGGCUGCUGUGGGGGUUGGCUGCCAGUGCUCCUCUGAGUGGCAUGAUUCAUGCUCCCCACUGGGCUCAGGAUGCACCUAGUCCCAGCUGUGGCCAGCUUCUUGCUUAGCUUUCUACCAUGCUAUCCUGCUUCCCUUACUGCUCCUUCUCCUGAGAGAAUUCUGAAAAUAAAUCAUUUACUGAAAGGA
This is a messenger RNA of Artibeus jamaicensis (Jamaican fruit-eating bat), 3387 nucleotides long. RefSeq names its product SP140 nuclear body protein (gene SP140). Gene Ontology annotation, biological process: regulation of transcription by RNA polymerase II. The coding region runs from base 333 to 3146 and encodes 937 amino acids. Gene Ontology annotation, cellular component: nucleus. NCBI's taxonomy places the organism in Eukaryota, Metazoa, Chordata, Mammalia, Chiroptera, Phyllostomidae. The transcript has 29 exons. Gene Ontology annotation, molecular function: protein binding; DNA-binding transcription factor activity, RNA polymerase II-specific; DNA binding. The record is from RefSeq and is a predicted model, not a curated record.